GAGACGCAUCAUCAACCUGCAAGGAGUGGCUGCUCCUUCCCUGCUGCAAGGCACCCUCACUCCCCCCCCCCUCCCGGCCACAGCUGUGAGGGAGAGAGGCCGGCAGUAAUCUAUCGUGGUGGCGUCAAGGAAUGAUUAAUAGUAGCAACGUUAUGGAUCGUACAGAAGAUGAAUAAAGUUAUUCUUAUUCCAAGGAAUAAAACUCUGGACGGACCAAAAGCGUGACAACACCUCACCCAUGAGAAAAUGACAGCAAGGGAGCAUAGCAGUCCACGCCAUGGAGUCAGGCCUCACUCCACCAUCGAUGUCACCUCUGAUAUGUUGGGGUUGUCGCUGACAGGAAACUUCCAGGACCCCGAUGAGCCGAUAUUAGAGUUUAGUUUAGCAUGUAGUGAACUUACUACACCAUCGCUGGAUCGAAGGCCAAAUAGUUUUGUUGCAAUUAGUGUCACAACUCCACCGCAGGCUUUCUGGACAAAGCAUGCACAGACAGAAAUUAUAGAGGGAACCAGUAACCCAACGUUUCUUAGCAGCAUUGCCUUCUUCCAAGACUCCCUCAUUAAUCAGAUGACGCAGAUCAAGCUUUCGGUGUAUGAUGUCAAAGAUCGAUCUCAGGGAACUAUGUAUUUGCUGGGGUCUGCAAAGUUUACAGUAAAGGACCUAAUACAGGACAAGAACCACAGUUUGCAGCCAUCACUAUGGUCUGCUGAGCAAGUGUGCGUAGGAAAAAUUGCAGUAAAAGGUUGGCAAAUGGAAGAUAAGACAGAUCAGCGCACCCUUGUCACCAGAUCACCCGAUAUGGUUAAUGGGAGAACUGUGAUCCCAGUGGAUGAAAGUUUAACAGAAUCAUUAGGACUUCGGUCAAAGUAUGCAUCCCUGCGCAAAGACACACUGCUAAGAUCAGUGUUUGGUGGUGCAAUCUGUCGCAUGUAUCGUUUGCCAACCACAGAUGGCAACCACCUGCGGAUUUUAGAGCAAAUGGCUGAAAGUGUCCUGUCUUUGCACAUCCCCAGACAGUUUGUGAAACUCUUACUCGAAGAAGAUGCCGCCAGGGUUUGUGAGCUGGAGGAGUUGGGGGAACUGUCUCCGUGCUGGGAGAAUCUUCGAAGACAGAUAGUGACUCAAUAUCAAACUAUUAUUCUGACGUACCAAGAUAAUUUGACAAACCUUCAUCAAUACAAAGGCGUAUCUUUUAAAGCAAGUAGCUUAAAGUCAGACAAAAAAUUAGAGUUUGUUCCUACCAAUUUGCACAUCCAGAGAAUGCGAGUUCAAGAUGAAUCUGCAUCCGACCAAAACUAUGAUAUUGUGACAAUAGGGGCCCCAGCAGCACAUUGUCAAGGGUUCAAGUCUGGGGGACUACGAAAGCAUCUGCACAAGUUUGAAGAAGCAAAAAAACACAGUUUUGAGGAAAGUUGUGCUAAUGCAUCCUCUCAGUCUAUUGUGUACAUACCCUCUGAUAUAACCAGAGCAAAGGAGAUUAUUGCCCACAUCAAUACUUUGAAGACACAGGUCAGCUAUUAUGCAGAGAGACUUUCCAGGGCCGCUAAGGACAGAUCUGCAAAUGGUCUGGAAAGAACACUUACCAUUUUGGCAGAUAAGACAAGGCAGCUUGUCACCGUGUGCGACUGCAGACUUUUAUCUAAUGCUAUACAUGGACUUAAUGCAGCCCGACCAGACUACAUAGCUUCCAAAGCGUCUCCUACAUCUGGUGAGGCAGAUCAGGUUAUGCUAAGGAAUGAUCAGGAUACCCUUGUGGCUCGGUGGACAGGAAGGAACAGCAGAUCGUCUCUGCAAGUGGACUGGCACGAGGAGGAAUGGGAUAAAGUUUGGUCGAAUGUUGAAAAGAGCCUGGAAUGUAUUAUCCAGCGGGUGGACAAGCUCCUUCAGAAGGAGCGCUUGCAUAGUGAUAGCUGUGAAGAUGUCUUCCAUUGUGAAAUAAGCUGCACUAGCAAGAAAGGUAAUCAGAGAAGGCGAGCAUACUGGAUAAACCCAGAGGUCUCCAAUGAUGAGGCCACAUCACCUCCACCAUCACCUACAUCAGCAUCAUCUCCUGCAUGCCAUCCUCCCCAUUUCACAAAUUCCAACUCGGCAGCUGAAGAGAUCAGCCCAGGUGAAUGGAGCGAAGCCCUGUACCCACUGCUGAGCACCCUUACAGACUGUGUGGCCAUGAUGAGUGACAAAGCUAAGAAGGCAAUGGUGUUCUUGUUAAUGCAAGAUAGUGCACCCACCAUUGCCAUGUGCUUGAGCCUUCAGUACCGCAGAGAUGUGGUCUUCUGUCAAACAUUAACUGCCCUCAUAUGUGGCUUCAUUAUCAAGCUGAGGAAUUGUCUGCAUGAUGAUGGAUUUUUGCGACAGCUGUAUACGAUUGGUCUCCUGGCACAGUUUGAAAGUCUCCUCAGCACGUAUGGAGAGGAGCUGGCCAUGCUGGAGGAUAUGAAUUUAGGGAUCCUGGACCUAAGGAAUGUGACAUUCAAAGUAACUCAGGCUACAUCCAGCACCUCAACAGAUAUGCUACCAGUUAUCACUGGAAACCGUGAUGGAUUUAACGUUCGCAUCCCGUUGCCGAGUGCCUUGUUUGAUGCCCUUCCUCGUGAGAUUCAGAGUGGAAUGCUGCUAAGAGUCCAGCCCGUCCUUUUCAACGUUGGAAUUAAUGAACAGCAGACACUGGCAGAAAAGUUUGGAGAUACAUCCUUGCAGGAAAUCAUAAACAUUGAGAGCUUGGUGCGGUUAAAUUCUUAUUAUGAGCAGUUCAAAGAAGUUUUGCCAGAGGACUGUUUGCCUCGGACUCGCAGCCAGACUUGUCUUCCUGAGUUACUUAGAUUCUUAGGACAAAAUGUUCAUGCUCGGAAAAACAAAAACGUAGACAUCCUUUGGCAGGCUGCAGAGGUAUGCAGACGACUAAAUGGUGUGCGAUUCACAAGUUGUAAAAGUGCGAAGGACCGCACUGCUAUGUCGGUGACACUGGAGCAAUGCUUGAUACUGCAGCAUGAAUAUGGAAUGGCCCCACAGGUGUUUACACAAGCUCUGGAGUGUAUGCGAAGUGAGGGCUGUCGGCGAGAAAACACAAUGAAGAACGUAGGAUGUCGGAAGUAUGCUUUUAACAGCCUGCAGCUGAAGGCAUUUCCAAAACAUUACAGGCCUCCUGAAGGAACCUAUGGAAAAGUGGAGACCUAGGAUUCACGAUCUUUUUUUUUUUUUUUAGCCUUUCUGCCGCCAUUUGUAAUUUCCCAUUAGUUCCAAUGUGUUGGGCUUAAUUUAUUUUUUUUUGUUUUGUAAGAAUUUACAAACACAACAUCAUACACAAACUGUGCAUGAGUAAGAACAUGGUCGUUUUGGAACUUUUUCCCCCUUUUUUAGGAAUAAUUACGGAUUAAAAAGUCAACAUGUGAGUUAUUAUUGAUUGCAAAAUUACCAGCCAAGUCCAUGAUAUGAUGGAACAAAAUGGCUUAUUUGAUCUACUGUUAUUUGUCUUUAUGUAGUUUCUGAGGUUACUGCUCAAAGGAUUUGCACCAAAUAUGUAUUUUACUCAAUGCUGAAAUCUUCUCCAGUGGAGACCUUAUUGAUUCACAGCAUGUCAAAUAGAGGCUGCACUUUGUAAUAUUAAAAACAAGAAAGUUUUGUGUGUUUUUUUUUUGUAUUUUCAUCUGUUUAGAUUUUGUUCUGAAAAUAGAAAAAUGUUUUAAAGAAAAGUCAAGUCUGCAUUUUUAAUGUGUUUAAUGGUAAGAGGAAGGUUAAUAUUUUAUGUCAAUCUCUGCUUCUCUCUACCUGUUGUGUAUUGUGAUAUUUUCUUACAAUAUAGACAACUUUGGUUUAUUAUUGGCCAGCAGGAAAUUGCUCUAAAGGAUAUAAAAAGGUUUUUAUACAUUUCUAGUGAUACAAACUCUUGUCAGUCACUGAUACCCACUGUGCACUUUUAUCUUCAUCUAUAAUAGAUUGAAGAGAGGAAAUCUGCCAGGUCCCCAGUAUUGAUUAAUUUCAUGUAAAAUCAGGUGACUCUUACAGUAGCUGUAAGACUCUUAGCUGCUACCUAUUGGCUUGGGUUAACGCUGAUUAUGUUUUGAGUGAACGCCUGUCAUGUGAAAGCCUGAUCAAAACUUUUACUUCAGUCAUUGAGUCAAGAGUAAAAUUAAAACAUUAGUUUCACUUGAGAUCUCUAGGAUAUGAGUGCUUAUUCAAAAGGUGGGAGAGCAGAAUUUAUUGCCAGCACUCAUUAUCGAAUUAGAGUGACACCCUACUGCCGCUCAAAUAAUUUAAAAAAAAAAAGUAAGAUAUACACCUUCCUUCCCCCCCACCGCCCCCUGCCCAGACUUUCUGCGGCUGUCCAAUCAGACUUACCAAGGCAUGUGCUCUGCGCAAUUGCUGCCUCUUGAAUUUAGCUCUACUGAGCUAACCAAACCACGAAGUAACAGGACCUGUUGUCUGCUUAAAAGCCAGGGUGGGGUUACAAGAUUAAUUUAUAAAAGUGCCAGUUUCUAUUGAAAUAUGCUCUUCUUGUAAUUGGGGGGGGGGGGGGAGGGGAGGGAACUGUAGUGUCCCUUUAACUUCAGGGUUUAGCAUGUUUUUGUUUAUUCUCCAUUGUUGUCUUUUAGCGGCUCUGCUUCUUAUUCUUAACUAUAUUUUUACCUUUCCGAAUUUGCUCAGAGAUGCAAAAGGUUUUUAUCCAAGUUAAAGUAUAUGCACCCCCAAAUAUCCUUUAAUUUGAGAGCUUAAAAAAUUAUUAAUAAUGUGUCUGCUAGGACAAACACAGUAUGCCAGCGUGGAGGGAGGCAUUGCCAAGUAAGGUAGAGAUUAAACAAUUUGAUAUGCUUUUGUAAGCGUAGCGAAACACAUUAACACGAAGAGCACUUGCCAUAAAGACAAUGUAUUAGUCAUUCUCUGCUUGGAUAUAGUAUCAAUUGUCAACUUGAAUGUGUUGGAAAAAAAUAUAUUUGAAAGCCUAAAAUGGUUAUUAUUCAUUAAAUAUGCAUGGAAACCCAUUUCUAAAUAAUCCAAUCUAUAAUUAGUACAAGCACUGUAAAUAGAUAUCAACCUGUUUUAUAAGCUUUUCUAGACCUAAGCUUUGUGGCAGGGUGCUCAAAAAUUGUUUAGACGCUUUACGAUGUAUUGUGCUCUGGUGGCAAUGUUUAAUGCAUAAAUUAAUCAUUCCUACAACGAACAUUGGUCAAAACCUAACCAGGAAACUUAGUCCUGCAAUAUAAGAACCGCAACUUCCUCUGCAACUUGCAUGUGAAUUAAUCAGCGUUUUGACAUGCAUUGCAUUUGAAAAGUCAAGUAAGAGACAUUUUCUGACAAAAUGUCUCAUCUUGGCAAACAUGCCUUCUGUUAAUAUAGUUAAGUUUCCAGUUUUGUUUAGAUAGAUCCUUAAUCACUAUAGUGCCAAUAGCCUGGGUAACAUUUACUCUAAU
Molecule: messenger RNA, 5405 nt
Organism: Pelobates fuscus (common spadefoot toad)
Lineage: Eukaryota; Metazoa; Chordata; Amphibia; Anura; Pelobatidae
Gene: INPP4A
Product: inositol polyphosphate-4-phosphatase type I A
Exons: 26
Coding region: 247-3174 (975 amino acids)
Cellular component (GO): cytoplasm
Molecular function (GO): phosphatidylinositol-3,4-bisphosphate 4-phosphatase activity
Source: RefSeq, a predicted model, not a curated record